Puma concolor (puma) is the source of this 894-nucleotide messenger RNA. It is a transcript of the gene ARL16, whose product is annotated as ARF like GTPase 16. Gene Ontology annotation, molecular function: GTPase activity; GTP binding. Lineage: Eukaryota; Metazoa; Chordata; Mammalia; Carnivora; Felidae. The record is from RefSeq and is a predicted model, not a curated record.
AUGUGUCUUCUCCUGGGAGCCUCGGGUGUCGGGAAAACGCUGUUGGUGAAAAGGCUGCAGAAGCUGAGCUCCGGGGAUGGGAAGGGCGACCUGGGCGAUGCUCCCCCGACGCGCCCCACGGUGGGCACCAACCUUACUGACAUCGUCGUCCAGAGAAAGAUUACCAUCCGGGAGCUGGGGGGGUGUAUGGGCCCCAUCUGGUCCAGCUACUUUGGAAAUUGCCACUCUCUCCUGUUCAUGAUGGACGCCGCUAACCCCACUCAGCUGUCCGCGUCCUGUGUGCAACUCCUGGGCCUCCUUUCCGCAGAACAACUCGCAGAAGCAUCCGUCUUGAUUCUCUUCAAUAAGAUCGAUCUGCCCUGUUACAUGACCGUAGACGAGAUGAAGUCAUUGAUCAGGCUCCCAGACAUCAUUGCCUGUGCCAAGCAGAACAUCACCACGGCCGAAAUCAGCGCCCAGAAGGGCACUGGCUUAUCAGAGGUGCUGCGCUGGCUCCAGGACACCCACAGAACUGACAGGCGACUGCCAGGAGGAGAACCGUGACCGGCCGGCUCUGGGGAGGAGGCAGAGAACCGCACUGCUUGGCCUCUGGCGAUCUGUUCUCAUCAGGGACAGGACGACCCGACGUGAGCCUAGGAGAUGGGCUCCUGUCCUGAGUGGCGGUGAUGGGUAACUGGCCUCUGAAAAGGUCGUCCCCAGGGCUGGGAGAGGAGGACAGGCUUGCAGGCGGCUGCGUGUCCUGCCGCCAUCCUGGGAUGUGCUUCCCGCCCAUUGGGAAAGGAGCUCUACUUUCCUGACGGUGUUUGCACCGCCUGGGACCAGACUUGCUCUGGGGACUGUGGCACAAAGUUGUACCUGUGGAGUUUCCCACAUGCCGACAAUGUGGCCUCCGUU